Molecule: messenger RNA, 873 nt
Organism: Triticum aestivum (bread wheat)
Lineage: Eukaryota; Viridiplantae; Streptophyta; Magnoliopsida; Poales; Poaceae
Product: protein GL2-INTERACTING REPRESSOR 1-like
Exons: 1
Coding region: 198-452 (84 amino acids)
Source: RefSeq, a predicted model, not a curated record
GCAUUCAAGUGACCCCCUCUUCUUGAUGCACAACAGAAGCGCUAUAUAUAUACAGCAAGGUGGCACACCAUUCUUCCGCAGCCCAAGCACGGACGCACGCACACUCAUCCCCCCUUUCUCCCUGUUAGUGGUCGCCAGUACACAGCACCCACCUACCUAACCUAGAUAGAUAGAUAUAUAGGCAGGAGCUGAUAUCCAUGGCCAGCAUGGCACCGUCGCCGGCGAGCUCCUGCGUGUCCUCCGACGAGGAGGAGGCCGCGGCGGCCAAGGCGAUGGUGGUGGCGGGGUGCCCGCGGUGCCUCAUGUACGUGAUGCUCUCGUCGGAGCCGCCUCGGUGCCCUCGCUGCAACAGCCCCGUGCUCCUGCAAUUCCUCCACGGCGCCGACGCCAACACCGCCAACGCCAACGCCGACGCCGACGCCAACACCAACAUGCACGGCGGCAAGAGCUAGCCUGCCUGCUUGCUUCUCCUUUCUUACCCACUGUAGCCGUGAUGAUCUGCAUGGGAUUUUCAGGUCGUAGUCAGGAAGUAGCUAGCUUUCGAAUCGACUUGCAGCAUCGUUGACCAACCAAAUCUAGAAUUUGAGCGGACUGAGAAAGAGCGUUUGCAAUGUGGCUUGUGACCAAUCACCGUGUGGCUGGAUGAUUGGAUUGCACGACUAUUUCUGCUUUGUUUUGAUUCUAGUAUUGAAGAUGGGUUCGUGACCGAUCAACCUCCAGCUAAUUAUAUAGCACAGCAGUAUAGCCAGCCCGGAUGCUGACUGGGGAUGAUCAAAGUCAGGAUGCCUUAUUAUGAGGGAUGGACGACAGAAGUCGGGAUCGAUCGAUAAUCCGUGACGGUUUUAAUGAGGGAUCACCAAGUAGUAGUACUAA